Dunckerocampus dactyliophorus (ringed pipefish) is the source of this 9755-nucleotide messenger RNA. RefSeq names its product Ets2 repressor factor like 3 (gene erfl3). The record is from RefSeq and is a predicted model, not a curated record. Gene Ontology annotation, molecular function: sequence-specific DNA binding; DNA-binding transcription factor activity, RNA polymerase II-specific. The coding region runs from base 697 to 2850 and encodes 717 amino acids. The transcript is spliced from 5 exons. Gene Ontology annotation, biological process: regulation of transcription by RNA polymerase II; cell differentiation. Gene Ontology annotation, cellular component: nucleus. Lineage: Eukaryota; Metazoa; Chordata; Actinopteri; Syngnathiformes; Syngnathidae.
GAGCUUGGGUGGUGUCCAUGACAACAGCGCGCGCGCAUGCCUGCGUAGUGGGCCCCUGACUCGUGCUUAUAAGUGGGCGUGACUCACCACGCCUCCCCUCCUCCUCUCCCUCCGCCUCCGUCAAUGUGGGCGGGCCUUACGCGGAAGCGAGGGAGCGAAACACAACACCCGGAGGACUGAGCGAGGCGUGACGGGGCGAGGGGAGGGGGCGGGACGGAGGAAGAAGAAGAAGAAGAAGAAGACGAAGAGUGGCGUGAGCGCCAGAGAAGAGGCUGGUAGAGAGAGAAAAAAAAGACUCCGUCAGGAGCGAAGUCUUGGUUUGGGGAAGUAACGUCAAAGCUCGGCGGCAACAUGUCGAACAGUGACGAAGAUGCGACCGAAGCGGAGUAAGAAGCAGUACUCGCCGCUGCAGAGUUUGCCAAAGAAGUUACUGGAAGACUGAAAGGGCUUUUCUGCUUGAGUCGGGACGGUACUUCGGACGGUCGACCGCCUCCCCCCUCCUCAACUUUGAGGGGACGAGAAAUAGAAGAAGCAGCCAAUCUCCACCACCCGCUGUACGCCCGGACUCCAAACGACGAGUUCAACUGCGAGCGAGCCCCCUCGGUCGGCUUCGCGCCACAAGUUGUCCCGGUUUAGAGACUGAGGAAAAGGCCAGACCCCAGUUGACGGAGUUUCUCCAACUUUUACACAUAAAGAAUGAAGACACCUGGAGAUAGCGGGUUCGCCUUCCCAGACUGGGCCUACAAGCCGGAGUCGAGCCCGGGAUCCAGGCAAAUCCAGCUGUGGCACUUCAUCCUGGAGCUGCUGAGGAAAGAGGAGUACCACGAUGUCAUCGCCUGGCAGGGGGACUAUGGCGAGUUCGUCAUCAAGGACCCAGACGAGGUGGCCCGACUCUGGGGGGCCAGGAAGUGUAAACCCCAAAUGAAUUACGAUAAACUGAGCAGGGCACUGAGAUACUACUAUAACAAGCGGAUCCUCCACAAGACCAAAGGCAAGAGAUUCACCUACAAGUUCAACUUCAAUAAGCUGGUGUUGGUCAACUACCCCUUCAUCGAUAUGGGCUCAACUGGAAAUGGAGUCCCUCAGAGCGCCCCGCCUGUCCCAACCGGUGCAGGGACCCACUUUCGUUUCCCCCCAUCCGCGCCCUCGGAAGUCCUCUCCCCGAACGAGGACCUGCGCAGCCCCGGAGGCCUGUACAGCUCAGUAACCCGCCGGGUGGCACGCGGCUCCGUGAGCGACUGCAGUGACGGCACCUCCGUCAAUUCUGAGAUAGAGGAUGGUAAUACGGGAGCGGGGGAGGAGAGGGGAGAGAGGGUAGUGAGUGGAGGAGGACCCGGUGUUGGAGGAGGAGGCUACAGGAGCAUCAUCCAUCCGCGCUUGACUCAUGAAUCUCUGUUCCGGAUCUACGGAGGAGCGGGCAACACUGGUGGUCACCCGGGCUCCCGUGGUCCUGCCGGUCACCGUAUCCACCCUGAGCCUUUGUCCCCCUUCCCUGUGUCCCCGCUGCCUGGGCCAGGGGGAGCAGGGCUCUUGGCUCCCCCUUUGUCCCCAGCACUCAGCAUGGCCCCCACAUCUCACCUCUACACUCCCUCACCCACCCUGUCCCCCAUGCUGGGCUCCCACUUCUCCUUCAACCCAGAGGACAUGAAGCGCUACCUGCAGGCCCACACCCAAUCGGUUUACAACUACGGGCUCAGCCCGCGAGCGUUCCUGCAGUACCCCAACAUCGUCAUCCCUCAGCCCCAACGGCCCGCCGCCGACAAGGUGGGUCUGAGCAGCGACCGAGCGGCGGCGGAGAGAGCGGCGGUGGGAGAGAGGGGAGGCGAGCGCCACCACCACACCCCUCUGUCUCACCCCACCCACCACCACCCCCAUCCGCCUCACUCUGCCCAUCCUCAUCCCCAUUCGCACCCCAUGCACCACACACUCCACCUGGGUGAGGAGCCCCCACACUUGUCGCCCUUCAAGUUCAAGCUGCAGCCGCCGCCGCUGGGCCGGAAGCAGAGAGAUGGACAGAGCAAAGCCAGACAGAGCUCGCUCUCCUCAGGCUCGGGAUCCGGGUCCAUGUCGUCCACCUCUGGCCUCGGCUCCUCACUGUCGUUUGGCAGUGACCUGAGUUCUGCAAGCGGCUCUGGCCUCAUCUCUGCCUCCUCCUCAACGCAGUCCCUCAACAGUGCAGGCCUUCCCAAGAUAAAGGUGGAGCCCAUCUCAGACAUCGAGUCAGAGGAAGAGGUAGAGGUGACUGACAUCAGUGAUGAAGACCCUGACGAACGAGAUGAAGACUUUGAGCUCUUUGCACCUCGCCUCUCUAGAGCCUCAAACCACCACCACCUUUCUAACGGCUCAGCCGCCCACCCCCAUCCGUCCCAUCCAGAUGAGGACCUGGACGAGGAUGUCUUCAAAGCCCCUGCCCCACCUCCACCCGGCCUCAUGCCCUUCUUCAGCUCACAGCACGGCUACUCCAACGCUCACCGCGGGCCACCCACCCUUAAGACGGAGCCCAGUGAGCCAGCAGACGGGAGCCCUCCCCCGCCCCAGACGGCAGCUCACCAGACCAAGUGCAUACCACUCAAGCUGCGCUUCAAGAGGCGCUGGAGCGAAGACCAGCGCAUGGAGGCCUCGCAGGAGGAGUCGGACGACAAGAAAGUUCGGCCACAAGAGCAGAGGGAAAGUCAAAGUAACGGGCGUAUGGAGAUGAAGGAGGAGGGCACCGGCAGUGGGGAGGGUGACAGCCCCCCUCCAUUGGCAUACGAGAGCUCUUUGGCCACUCGUUUGGCCUCACAUCGGAAGGUGAGUGCUGAGCUGCAUCGUGCUACAGCGCAGCUGUCUCUGGAGAACAAAGACUGCUGAUGGGAUGGGACACAGGAGGAUCUCUAAGAGCUUAUAAACAGUUGCUCUGUCAUUCCUCUGACGUACAUGAUUCCCUGAAUUCUACACCUUUGUACACCUCAAAAACCGCCUUACUAUGACUCUGCCAGAUCCCCCAACAAGUUCUCUGGAUUGGGUAUUCUUUUGGGACGCUCAUUUGGGAGGAAGGAUACUGAGAUUCAGCCGUCCCAGGCACUGUAAAGCCAUGUUUCCACUGAGCAGCACGGUUCAGUUCAGCUCGUCAUGGUAUGUUGUGGAGCUGUAAACCAUCAUCUGGCUUUUCUGUGUGUGUAGGUAGCUAGGUCAGUUAUGUAUGUCUCUCGACCUAAUCCAAGGUUUUGCAUUUAAUUCCUGAUGUCGCAACCAUUCUUUAUGUGUCUAGGUCUACUCUUUGGAGACCUUGCGCCAACGGACAGUUGCCUAAAAGUGGUCCUUUACCACCAGAAUCCUAUGUACCAAAACGAGCUGAAUUGAACAGCAUCACUUGGUGGAGAAUGGCAUGAACCGGGCUGCAAUCAGAGAGAGAUAGAGACUCCUUCUAGGAUCUUUACCUCCCACCUGGCCAGUGAUGCUCUAAAGUGCACCUCCCGCCUUUGGAAACCCACCCCCUAUCUGUCAGUUUUCCUCAGGGGACCCAUUUUCCCUUUAACCUAUACCCACCGCCUCCCUUAACCUGCGAUGCUACCACAUGUGAAUAGAGGACUUUGACAAGUGCCUGUAUUGACAACUCCUCAGCUCCAGAUGCAGGACUUGUAUCAAUUCAAGAAAAUGGAUGAACAGGAAUGUGGGUCUUGAAGACUGGAGGGCGGGGCUGUUGGGUGCCGACAUCUCUUAAAACCCCAGCCCACUCCACUCAGGGAAGCCUGUCGCUGCAUGUUUAUUGGACUCAUGUACAAAAACAAACAAAAGAGCCAGCUGUGAAAUGGACUUGUGGUUUCGGAGCUCCCUUCCUGCUUUCUCCCUUCUGUCUCUUUUGCGGACCACUGAGAACAUCCAAGCCCAAGCAGCACAGAAGCCGUGUUCACCAGCCUAAGCUUGUCUAACAAUCAUAGCAACACACGAUAGUGUUAACGUCGACCAGCACAUCACACACAAACAUGCACGACACUGCCUUUGGCUCUUUGACACGUUCUCCCCUUUCGCUCUUUCUCUUUAUUCGGAACUCUUUCACCUACGUGUGCGUCUAAGCCAGGGAUGUGUGAUCAAAAUGCGUUGUGGCAGAAGACUUCAAGGGAGGCGCAGCAACUUGAGAAAAAUAAAGAAAACCAAGCAAAAGCGAACCUGCUAAGCUAACUUUACAAACACGUCAAAGGCAAAAUGAUUGGAUUUUUAUUUGCUCACUGUGCCACACUUUGAAACCCCUGGUCUAACUUCUCCUGGGAUAUUAAAGAAUGUUGCAUUUUGUUUGUAACAUGAGGCAGAGCCUCGUACAGUUGUCCCUCACUCUAUCGUGGUUUUUCAAAAACGAAUGAAUAAAUGAUGACGCUGUUUCAUGGUUGACAAUGGCCUGGUAUUAGUCCAAAAAUAUUGAAGGACAAGUUAUACGUCAUAUUCUGGGCACUAGGCAUCAGUAAUGUUACAGUAGCGAGACAUUACAUUGUAGUACAUUACCUUAACACUGCGUGGAGUCAGCCAUGGCAUGUCCGACAUGAGAGAGUGAAAAAACUCUUCCCAUUCUGUGUGGAAGUGGUAAGAUUUUGGCUUCAUAUUUGUCCUCGGUCUCCGCUCUGUUACCCAACAAUGUUAAAAAACAUUUAGAAUGUCAUAAAAAGGUUUUCGUAGGCACCAGCAUGCCCGCAACCCUAAAGAGGAUCAGCGGCAUAGAAAAUGGAUUGAUGGAUAUAUAAAAAGGUUUUUUAUGCUCCAACCACGAAAAUAUUCCAUUUAUUAAUAUUGAAUCCGAUUUGACGGAAAUGCAGUAAUCACGGUCGGGUCUGGAACCAAUUAACCACGAUAAACGAGGGACGACUGUAUUUCUUCUUGUUGUGUGGCUUAGCAGAAGCAUCCCUGGUGGUGUAAUGGCGCAUGAACGGCAGAACGCAUGGGUUCGAUUCCAGCGUGAAAACGAAAUCAAAACCAUUUUUGCAAUUGACUCCUAGCGACUCCUGACGGGGAAAAGAUGAUCAGUUGCAAAGAUUUGCCCUCCCACACUUAAGUAUGGGCCUUUCGUGGCCUUUGACAUCUCUGCAGGCCACGUGAGUGACUGCGUGUGUGACGGGAAGAGCUAAACGUUGGUUUAGGGUUUCGAUUUUUAGUGAAGCAGCCAUCUUGUCUUCAAUAUGAGCAGUUCCUAUGAGGUCCAAUCUGUCCUUCAUGGCCCUCGUCAUUGUUCCUGGCCAUACAGGUACGUGUGUGUGUGUGUGUGUGUGUGUGUGUGUGUGUGUGUGUGUGUGUGUGUGUGAGAGCUCGGCGUGUCUUUCCAGGACUGGGACCAGUUAGCAUAAUGCUCCAAAGUUUGCAGCAGGUCAGGACAGAAGGUAAAAGGGAAGAGAGCAAGGUGUUAAGGGGUUAAUCAUUAGUGUAAGACAGUGUGUCCUCCAAUACCCUCUGCUCAUUCUAUGCACACAUACAUACAGCAUACAACCCAAUGGUGUGGUUAAAAUGCUUUGGCGUACAUGCUAACGUACUUUUUGAUACAUAUGCAGUAUCCUCGUAGUUUUAUAAUAGAGAAAAGGUCAAUAACUUAUGGACAAUUAGUGGCUAAGUCUUGGCCGUGGAUGAAGGGUGUAUCUGAAUCACACGUCUUCCAAAGCAUUUUGACCACCACCCAUGGGGGCACCACAAAUGUCAUUGACAUGUGGGGAAAUCAGAAAGACACUCUUAACAGUCCCACCAUAUUUGACACUGUCCCGGUGCAGACAGCUCUAUAGAUGGACGGCCUCCAGGCAGUCUGUGUAGCUCAGCUGAUCAAUUUACUCAUCAGAUCACACGCAUGCACACACACACACACACACACACACACACUCCUCCGUCUGUAUGUAACUAACGGCUGCCUUAUUACUGACUUUUUUCCUACCCUAGUCCAAAAAAACAGCACAAACAACAGAAUAAAGUUUUCUUAGUUUAUUUUUCUGAUGUUAAUAUUGCUCUUAAAGCCCCACCCCCCUUCCUCGACUUGGCAUUAUUAUUACUACUACUAUUAUUAUCACUUUUUAUGUUGUGUACAUCACCUCUCCCUCCUCAUCGAUCCCAGCGGUUUUUACUGUUGUAAUAUAACUAAAAUGUGUAAUUAUUCAUUUGGAAAGCAGAGCGGUUUCAUCUUUUUUUAAUUAUCAUUUUUCUUUUCUGGCUUUUGUAUAUUUUAUUCCUUGGGGCAGGGAAGAAGGUUGCAUCAUUUUUGAGAGAAAAGACGUGUAUUGUUUGUAAAUGUCCUAUCUUCUUUCACCUCGUCUCCCCCGAGCUGUUACGUAACACUCCGAUGGAGAGAUGAGAGUUAAUACUGUGACGUAACAUCGCAUUUCUAACCCCCCCCCCCCCCCCCCCCCCGACAUGAGUUGUUUAUUUUUUUUCCUCCCUUUGCCCAAACUUGUAAUUAAGUUGUAAUCAGGGUUAAUUAAAACCAGUUAAAACCCCAAACAUUGGCUAUUACUGUUUGUUUAUGUCUGCUUGUCUUGUUUAUAUGCACGUGCAUUGUCAUUAUUAUUGCUAUUAUUGUUAUUCCUCCCCAGUCAGACAAUGAAAUUUAAUUACCCAGAUUUUUAUAAACAAAUGGAUUAACCCCUGACCUCUUUGUUUACAUAUACAGUGCUAGUUUGCUUCAUAACGUUAUUCUGAAGGGGCAAAUUGAUGAAAAUGUGGGAUAAUAUAUAGAGUAUAUACUGUAUAUUGCAACAUCCACAGCUUUGCAUCAUGUAGUUAAUACUGUGCCGCUCACAAGCCUGGGAGUAAGAAGUUACGAUUUAUUUAGCAAGCAGAGUAACCACAGAGCUCACGGUGAACGUACCAGCGCCAUAGAAAUCGCGGGGGGUUAUCAUCCCGCAUACCAUUCUUACCAUAUGCAUACCAUACGCGAGCCUGGUGUGAUGGGAGCAUUCAUAGUUUACAGGUGUAACUUCGGUAUCACGUUAUCUUAUCAUGUGAAUUGUGUCUGAGCUCAUUCCUGCAGUCCAUUCAAACUUAGUUGUCCUCUCAGCAGGACGUUGUCUGUAGCAUGGGUGUGACGAACAUCGCCAGAGGAAGUCACUCUGGGGUGUAAGCUACCCCCGUGGACAAGACUGCAUCGAGGAACUGAUCAUUUUCCCUUAAAAUAUAAUUCAUUUGCACACAGUGAAUUAAGAGUGUUGACGUAAUUCAUUUGCAUUGCUAUGGAGGAUAAAGACUGGUGGUCAGGAAGCCUCUCUGGGGAGGACAUCUGCAGCCACGCACGCUGUACUGUCUGUUUCUGUACGAUGUCUGACCUCGUCUGCAAAACAAAUAAACUGCGCAAACUCCCUGUCUUUAUUUCAGGCAUUAUCUUUUCUUAAGAAAUCAUUUUUUUCCACAACACCUCGAAGGAUGUUGCUGUUAAAAAAUGUAAUGUUAGCACUGUGGCUCACAUGUACGACGGAGUAUUAGGGCCACAUCGGGAAAAAAAAAUAGCAAGCUGAGAUUUUGAGAAUAAAGUCGUACAUUUCUGAGAAAAAAAAUCGCAAUAUUAUGAGAAUAAACUCGUAAAUUUAUGAGAAUAAAGUCGUGACAUCACAUGUCAUACGUGUCAGAGGGAAAAUAGAGCAUCGCUCUUCGGGAAGGAAGGAAACUUUCCUCUUGGUUCAGGCAAGCUUUUAUUUAUAACGUGGCAGCAAAACAGCAGUUGAGCACAAACAGAUUAGCAUGUCUCGCCCUUCUCAGGUCCGCCUUCCUUACCCGUCCCCUUUACGACUUUAUUCUCAAAAUCUCAGAUUAUUUUAAUACUCCGUAACAGGCAUUGCCAGAGACAGCUAUGAAAAGCGGGAAAUUAUGUGACCCUUGGCCUUGGGCAAAGGUAAUAUUACGACUUUUUUUCUCAUAAAUUUGCGACUUUAUUCUAAUGAAUGUAUGGCUUUCUUUCUCGGAAAUGUACGACUUUGUUCUGGUAAAUUUACGACUUUAUUCUCGAAAUCUCUGAUUAUUUUAAUACUCCGUCGUAACGGGCGUUGCUUGUGACAGCUAUGAAAAGGGGGGACUUAUGUGACCCUUGGCCUUGGGCAAAGGUAAUAUUACGACUUUUUUUCUCAUAAAUUUACGACUAUUCUUGAAAUCUCCGAUUUUUAACAUUUUUUAUGUGGUCCUAAUACUCCGUCGUACACGUAUCUAUGCCAGUGUUGCCAACACACAUGGCAUUUCGUUAGUUCAACACCCAAAUCUUCAUGUUUGUUAUUGCGGUUUUAUUACUGUGCUGUUUCUCAUACUUUCCUUUCUUUGCAUGAAAGACGCAAAAUAUUAGAAACACCUCUCAGUCACUCGGCGCACUCCGGCUUCCUCUCCACGGCCUCCGCUUUCGUGGAAACAUACGACGCCCACCUUGCAGGUAACCGCCACACGUACAAUUAACACGAUGCAUGCAAGGACAGCACAUUUGUUGGAAGAGCGCCGAUACGGUGACAAGAUAGACAUCCUUUGCUAGUUCGCCACUUCCUUCAAAGGGGGAAAAAAAACACAUUGCAAUUCUUUGUCACGUUAGUCGUGCGACCACAAUGUUGUGGUGUGUGUUUCCUUUUUGACUGUCUGACAUAACAACACUGUUUUGUGACUUUUUUUUUUUAACUGUCAAAACAACUCGUACUCAUUUUGUUUUCAAUGUCUCCCCCUGUUGGUGAUACACAGAGUUGCAGCCUUGUCGAAGCUGUCAUGACGACUUACUUCAUACGUGCUUCAUACCUCAUACUCGUUUUCAUGGGGGGCCACAUCGCAGUUAUGGCUGCCCUCAGAGGGCCACGUGUAACUAUGAAUAUGACCUUUUUCUAUUACACCACAAAUUGAUGGGCAACUUGCAUUGAAGUGAAAAGUGAGAAUGUCAAGGUGUUCAGCAGACAUUCUUGUAUUUAUUUUUGACAACAAAAAGUGCUGGGACUGUCUUGUUGCACGAUCAGAUAACACUGAAGUUUAGAAGAAUGGCACGCGGGACAGUUUUUCUGUCAAAAGGAAAGAACAAAUACAUUUAGAAGGUAUAAAAAGGCAAAGUGCAUUAUUGACGCGCGUUAUUUCCAGGCUUCCGCGGGCCACAUGCAAUGAUGCCUUGAGUUUGACACGAGCGACAUACUUAAAAAUGAAGUUUACUUAUUAAAGUCGUCCACUGGUUUUAGUUGAUUACUGGCAAUAACCUCUAGAUUAUAUUAUUUGUAUUAUUUUAUUUGAAUUCUAUAUUUGUAUGUAUAUAUUUUGGUUGUAUUUUCAAUGUAUUAUGACAGUUUAAUUUAGUUAUAUUUAUAUCUAUUUAAGUUAUAUUAUUUGAUUUAGUUUUAUAUUUUUGUAUGUAUAUUGUAUUUAUUGAUUCAUAUUUAGGUGUUAUUUUUGUCCAUUUUUUUGUGUUAGCUGACUGUGCGCAUGUAAAAGGAUAUUCAUUUACAGAAAAUACAUGAUUUUAGACGUUAUUUGUAUAUUUCAUUCAAAUAUAUAUUUAUGUAUUGCUCUAUUUAAGUUAUAUUUCAUCAUAGGUUUUAGCUGAAGUGUGGAAAGGGCACAAGUAAAUGAUUAGAAUCAUUUGAUGUGAUACAUAUUUAGGUUUUUUGUCAGAUGAGCACAAGUAAGAGUUCAUUUUAUUGUUACGUAUUUGACUAUUAUUUUAAAAUGUGUAUUUGUUUCAACGUUCCAGGUUCUGAUGUUUUAUUUUUUAAAGCAAGGGUGAACAACCUGUAGUACGUCGGCCGUGUACGGCCCACAAGAGCAUUUAAUCAGGCUCGCCAUGUAGUUCUAAAAACCAAUAAAGCAUC